AAGGGUCCUGACCCGAAACAUCACUCAUCCCUUUUCUCCAGAGAUGCUACCUGACCCACUGAGUUACUCCAGCUUUCUGUGUAUCUUUGGUAUGUACCAGCAUCUGCAUUUCCUUUCUACACAGUAACUUUUUUUUUGCAGUUUUGCAAGUUUCAGUAAUGGGCUCACCGCUGCUGAUGACAUGUAUAAUGGACAAAACUUAAAAAGGUGAAACAAGACUCGCCUUAAAAAUGAUAAGAAUUGGGAACUUGGAAAGGUAGCCUCACCUUGACACCGCUCACUUCUGGAUGUAGUCCCCGGAGGCGCAAGAAACUACAGAUGCUUGGAUCUUGAGCAAAACACAAAGUGCUUUGAGGAGCUCGGCGGGUCAGGUCUAUCUGAAGAAACGACGUCAGUCCGUUCCCUCCACUGAUGCUGUGUCGAUCGGAGUUGGAGCAUAAUCAUCCGAGGUCCGUAAACAACUUUUUGAUGACUGGACCCAAGGCGUUCCUCACCUACUCCAGCAGCUUGGCUGCCGGAGCAGAAUCUGGCAUUGACGAAUGUAAGCACCAGUUCGCUUGGGAACGCUGGAAUUGUCCAGAGAGCGCACUGCAACUGUCGACCCACAAUGGCCUCCGCAGCGCCACGAGAGAAACCUCUUUUGUGCAUGCGAUAAGUUCUGCAGGGGUCAUGUAUACAUUGACGAGAAACUGCAGUCUUGGUGACUUCGACAACUGUGGAUGCGAUGAAUCGAAAAGUGGCCAGGGUGGUGGUCGAGGCUGGGUUUGGGGAGGAUGCAGUGAUAAUGUUGAAUUUGGGGAAAGGAUUUCUAAACAGUUUGUCGAUGCUCUGGAGACGGGGCAGGAUUCCAGAGCCGCUAUGAACCUCCACAAUAACGAGGCGGGAAGAAGUGCUGUGAAAGACACCAUGAAGCGAACUUGCAAGUGUCACGGGGUGUCGGGAAGCUGCAGUAUCCAGACAUGUUGGCUCCAGUUGGCUGGUUUUCGAGAUAUCGGCAACUUCUUGAAGGUGAAACACGAACAAGCCGUUAAGAUUGAUUUAGAAAAGCGCCGGAUGAAAGGAGGGAACAGCGCGGAUAACCGCGCAGCGAUCGCGGGGGUGUUCAGCGCCGUCCUUCACACUGAACUCGUCUACUUGGAGGACUCUCCGGAUUAUUGCGUCCGUAACGCCUCGCUGGGGCUGCAGGGGACGGAAGGAAGGGAAUGCCUCCAAAGUAGCAAGAACCUCUCCCAGUGGGAGAGGAGGAGUUGCAGACGGCUGUGCGGAGAGUGCGCUCUCAGGCCGGAGGAGAGGAAAACGGAGAUUGUUAGCAGUUGCAACUGCAAAUUCCACUGGUGUUGCACCGUCAGAUGCGAGCAAUGCAGGCAAAUCGUGACCAAAUACUAUUGCUCCCAGCGGGAGAAAAAUAGAUCGUUCAACAAUAACAGGCGUAAAAACCGGGCUCGGAGUUGGUGAACGAGGCACAGAUUGCCGCCGAUUUAAAAGACUUGAUGAUUUUGCAAUUGGCAAUCUCAAUUUUAUGAACUGAUCAGACGUGAUGAACAUCAUUAAAUGGACAUUUUUCGUCUUAAUUUUUUAUAAUCUGUUUGAAUAUUCUUGUGAAAUGUUUUAGGCACAAGAUUUUACAUACGUUUUACAAUAUAAAGUGAAAAACUUUCAAGGCUGAGGUUUAAUUACAUGCGGCUAAUCAUUGGGAAUAUUUUUUAAUCUGCAUGAUUAUUUAAUUACAUUGUGAAUUCAGCAGUUUCUAUUGAUGUAAUGUAGGGUUUCAAACUAUUUUGUUUCUGCACGUUUUUAUGCACUUUUUGUAAAUGAUUUCGCACUUGGUUAAAAAAUGAUCGCACUGUAACCGAAACUGCACGUAGACAUUUAGAUAACCUAAAUUAUCUACAGAAAAGGGGUUUGUUUUCACCUGAAUUCAAUUGAUUUAGUCUGAGCACAUUACAGCCAAUGAAACUACCUUGUUUAAAAAUGUUCAAUUUUGCAGUGUGCAUGCUCUCGGCAUUUGAUAAGAUUGAAUCACUCAAUGUAUUAU
Molecule: messenger RNA, 2035 nt
Organism: Leucoraja erinaceus (little skate)
Lineage: Eukaryota; Metazoa; Chordata; Chondrichthyes; Rajiformes; Rajidae
Product: protein Wnt-8-like
Exons: 7
Coding region: 412-1455 (347 amino acids)
Biological process (GO): multicellular organism development; canonical Wnt signaling pathway; cell fate commitment
Cellular component (GO): extracellular region
Molecular function (GO): frizzled binding; cytokine activity
Source: RefSeq, a predicted model, not a curated record